AUGACUAGCAACGCCCCCCUGUCUCGCCCUCAGAGAGCAGCAGCUCUUAUCGCCCGUGUCAAGGUCCAAGAACAAGGACGCAUAAAAGCAAGCGCCAACACACAGUACAUACCGCCCAUUCCUCAGCCGCGUGGCCCUGCCCUCCCGGCCAAGCGUCGUCGUGUUGAGGUUGAGAUCCCGGACAACGAAGACGACGUGGAUAAUCCUGAUAGCGAGGAUGACGUCGAACUUCUUGACAGCGAGGACGACUUCGACAUAUCGGACAGCAAGCAUGACAUCUUCGAGCAAGCGCCCCUUGUCGCCAGCGACGAGGGAAUUUCCAACAUAGACGCAGCAGACGAGAACUCUCCAUGGGUCGGCGAAAACGGGCUUACCCGGAUUGGCCCUCAGCCGCAGAAGGAGUGCCCGUUUGUCCUCUCCGGGCCUUUGAGCGAGGUUGAGACAGUUAUUAAGAGGAUGUGCUUUGCUAACCUCGCUGCAACGGACGCCGAUCCGGGGGAACUCGAGGUCCGGAUGCACGAGUUGGAAAUGGCCAUACGAAGUCGUCUCAUGCCGCAUGGAGACGGCCAUGUGAGAAUGCUUCGUGACUAUACAGGCACGGAGAUGUCCCUGGCGCCUGGGGCAUGGUCUCGGGGUCUCGAGGCGUUUUACCCCUUUGCCAAGCAACAUGACGAAUGUCUAUACCACGUCUCAAGCAACGAUUUACCAUUGUCACACAAUGCCCACAGAAAGCAACUCGAGGAAUGGGGACAAUGGGACCUGCCGAAGCAGCAAGCAGUGCUCGAAGUUCUAAGGACGGGAAAGUUCAGGCCGGCAAUUCAAGAGGAGCUGGGGUCUUGGAACAUACGUGAGCUCAUCGGGGAGACAUCUGCCCGUGGAUUGUUACUCAGCAAGCUCGUGUCUGCCAUGGACAUCUCCUGGGAGACCACGUACGGAUGGCUCCAACAAGUGGCAACAGAGUACGGGCUAACAGCCGAUGAGUUCAAGGACUGGUGUACUGCCCGUUCGCCGUCGAACGCAGGCGAGCGCGUCUUCUACCCGUUCCAUGUCUCAUCUCGGCCUGAGGUAGAAGAGCUCCAAUGGGACUGGGGGACGCUGUACGCAACGGCGGUCAGGAUGCUCAGGAACAUGCGAUCACGUUGCAACAGGUGGGCCGAGCAGGCCGGCGAGGGAGAGGCCAAGAUGGAUGCCCUUCGUCCUCAUUGUCUGGUGGUGUCACCACCUAUGCAAGAAGAUAAAGGACGUCAAGAACAAGAAAGACGGGCCGAACACAGCGUCAGAGGAAAUCGCCUUCGAUAUACUCGACCGAUGGGGCCUCCCGGUUGUGCAUUGGCCUAA
This is a messenger RNA of Chaetomium strumarium, 1338 nucleotides long. RefSeq lists its product as uncharacterized. The record is from RefSeq and is a predicted model, not a curated record. Lineage: Eukaryota; Fungi; Ascomycota; Sordariomycetes; Sordariales; Chaetomiaceae. The transcript has 4 exons. The coding region runs from base 1 to 1338 and encodes 445 amino acids.